AUGGGAACGAGCAGCGAUCCGAUCCAAGACGUUUCGGACGAGCAACAAAAACGAUCAGAGAUCUACACAUACGAAGCCCCAUGGCAAAUCUACGCAAUGAACUGGAGCGUCCGCCGCGACAAAAAGUACCGCCUCGCAAUCUCCAGCCUCCUCGAGCAAUACCCUAACCGCGUCGAGAUCGUCCAGCUCGACGAAUCCAACGGCGAGAUCCGCUCGGAUCCAAACCUCUCCUUCGAGCACCCUUACCCUCCCACCAAAACCAUCUUCAUCCCCGACAAGGAGUGCCAGCGCCCCGAUCUCCUCGCCACCUCCAGCGACUUCCUCCGCCUCUGGCGAAUCGCCGACGAUCACUCCCGCGUCGAGCUCAAAUCCUGCCUCAACAGCAACAAGAACAGCGAGUUCUGCGGACCGUUGACUUCCUUCGACUGGAACGAAGCCGAGCCGCGGCGGAUCGGGACCUCCAGCACCGAUACCACCUGCACGAUCUGGGAUAUCGAUCGCGAGGCCGUUGAUACUCAGCUUAUCGCGCACGAUAAAGAGGUGUUGGAUAUUGCCUGGGGCGGUGUUGGUGUGUUUGCUUCUGUUUCGGCUGAUGGAUCGGUGAGAGUUUUCGAUCUUCGUGAUAAGGAACAUUCGACGAUAAUCUACGAGAGCUCUGAGCCUGAUACACCACUAGUGCGUCUUGGUUGGAACAAGCAGGAUCCUAGGUAUAUGGCGACUAUUAUAAUGGAUAGUGCUAAGGUUGUUGUGCUUGAUAUUCGUUUUCCGGCGUUGCCUGUUGUGGAGCUGCAGAGGCAUCAGGCGAGUGUUAAUGCUAUUGCGUGGGCUCCGCAUAGCUCGUCGCAUAUAUGUACUGCUGGGGAUGAUUCGCAGGCUUUGAUUUGGGAUAUUUCGUCGAUGGGGCAGCAUGUUGAAGGUGGGCUUGAUCCUAUUCUUGCGUAUACUGCUGGUGCUGAGAUUGAGCAGUUGCAAUGGUCUUCUUCUCAGCCUGAUUGGGUUGCUAUUGCUUUUGCAACGAAGCUGCAGAUUCUCAGGGUUUGAUUGAUGUUUAAUUAGUUUCUUGUCACGUUAGUUUUUUUACCACAUUUAUGUUGUCUGCUUGCUUCUUGUUUACUAUCUAUCCCACUCAUGGUGUAAAGCUUGCAGUGACUGUUUCGUAUUAAUGAAUCUACUUGGUCUUGUUCAAUAUGCAAACGCUUGGGUUGUAUGUUAUUGAAUAAAAUUGAUGUAUGAUUGAUAAGAAAGGAUGAUCCUUUGUCCAUGGGAAAUGUGUAUACUCAAUAUUGUGUGAAUAACGAUGUUCAGUUAUGUAUUUGAUUAGAACUAUGGAGAGCUAGAGUUAAC
Molecule: messenger RNA, 1344 nt
Organism: Eruca vesicaria subsp. sativa (arugula)
Lineage: Eukaryota; Viridiplantae; Streptophyta; Magnoliopsida; Brassicales; Brassicaceae
Source: the annotation of a GenBank genome assembly